CAGCGGCCGCCAUGGCUCUUUCUUCCCCAUCACUCGACGGAAAGGCUGUAAAGCUAUCUCCUUCCACUACUGAAAUCCAUGCCAAUGGCCUUGUUUCCAUGAGGAAAACAGCUACCAAACCUACUAAUUCCGGGAGCCCAUGGUACGGUCCCGAUAAAGUUUUUUACUUGGGUCCACUCUCCGGUGAGCCUCCAUCUUACUUGACUGGAGAGUUUCCUGGUGACUACGGUUGGGACACUGCUGGACUUUCAGCUGACCCAGAGACUUUUGCUAGGAACCGUGAGCUCGAAGUCAUUCACUGCAGAUGGGCGAUGUUGGGAGCUCUAGGAUGUGUUUUCCCUGAACUUUUGGCCACGAACGGAGUCAAGUUCGGUGAGGCCGUCUGGUUCAAGGCAGGUUCCCAUAUCUUCAGCAAGGGUGGACUUGACUACUUGGGCAACCCGAGCUUGAUCCACGCUCAGAGCAUCUUGGCCAUCUGGGCAUGCCAAGUUAUCUUGAUGGGAGCUGUUGAAGGUUACCGCAUUGCCGGUGGCCCCCUCGGUGAGGUGACCGACCCACUGUACCCGGGUGGCAGCUUUGACCCGUUGGGUCUUGCCGAUGACCCAGAGGCAUUCGCUGAACUCAAGGUCAAGUAGAUCAAGAACGGCAGAUUGGCUAUGUUCUCCAUGUUCGGAUUCUUCG
Hibiscus syriacus is the source of this 681-nucleotide messenger RNA. Its product is annotated as chlorophyll a-b binding protein 3C, chloroplastic-like. The transcript has a single exon. The coding region runs from base 12 to 635 and encodes 207 amino acids. Gene Ontology annotation, cellular component: chloroplast thylakoid membrane; plastoglobule; chloroplast envelope. Gene Ontology annotation, biological process: response to light stimulus; photosynthesis, light harvesting in photosystem I. The record is from RefSeq and is a predicted model, not a curated record. Lineage: Eukaryota; Viridiplantae; Streptophyta; Magnoliopsida; Malvales; Malvaceae.